AUGGCAGGGGUGGGCUCCGACUGCGGGGCAAUAGGGACAGAGUUAGCCUUAGCAGGAGGAGUGCGUCUGGGAACUUUACGGACGCACGGAAGAGGAGCGAACCAAGAGUCAGUCAGAGAAUCGCAGCAGCUGCCUCCAGCGGUGAAUAGUGACCGGAGACGCUGCCCCGGCGCCUCACAAAGCCCAGGGAGAGGGGCUGCAGGCGGGCAGGGGGCUGCAGGAUGCCAGGGUCCUUAA
Messenger RNA from Knipowitschia caucasica, 237 nucleotides. NCBI's taxonomy places the organism in Eukaryota, Metazoa, Chordata, Actinopteri, Gobiiformes, Gobiidae. The record is from the annotation of a GenBank genome assembly.